Molecule: messenger RNA, 318 nt
Organism: Emiliania huxleyi CCMP1516
Lineage: Eukaryota; Haptophyta; Isochrysidales; Noelaerhabdaceae
Exons: 1
Source: RefSeq, a predicted model, not a curated record
CGAUGGGCGUCUCGGCAGCGCAUGCUGCGGCGGACGGGCGCGCUCUCGGACUCGAUGGUAGACGAGCUGGACGAGCUUGGGUUCGUCUGGGACCCGCUCAUGCACGCGUGGGAGCAGAGGCUCGAGGAGCUCGAAGCGUUUGCUGCCGAGAACGGCCACGCCUCUCCUCCGGUGGACUAUGCGCAGUCGCCGGGGCUGCCUGCUUGGGUGGCCCGGCAGCGGGUGCUGCACAAGCGUGGCGAACUGCUCUCGGCACGGCGCGAGGCUCUCGAACAGCUGGGUUUCGAGUUCGACCCGAGCUCAGCCAAGUGGGAGCAG